GGCGUUUCCACCAAUGGGCGCGGCGUGCGGCGCGGAGGGGGCGGGGUCAUCGCGGUGGGCGUGCCCGCGGCUUCCAGAGAGUUCGGAGACGGCGGCGGAGCGGCGGCGGCGCACGUCACAGCACGGGAAGAUGGUGAAGGAGACGGGCUACUACGACCUGCUGGGCGUGCGGCCGGGCGCCAGCCUGGACGAGAUCAAGCGGGCAUACCGGCGCCUGGCACUGCGCUACCACCCCGACAAGAACCCCAGCGAGGGCGAGCGGUUCAAGCAGAUCUCCCAGGCCUACGAGGUGCUGUCGGACGCCCACAAACGGGCGCUCUACGACCGCGGCGGCGAGCGGGCCAUGAAGGAAGGUGGCCUGGGUGGCCGCGGGGGUGGCAGCGGCUUCGGCUCCCCCAUGGACAUCUUCGACCUCUUCUUUGGAGGGGGAGUGAGGAUGCGUGGCCGGGCAGACAGGAGAGGGAAGACAGUGGUGCACCAGCUCUCGGUGUCACUGGAGGAUCUGUACAACGGCUCCACACGCAAGCUGUCCCUGCAGAAAAACAUCAUCUGCCGCAAGUGUGGAGGCUGCGGGGUGCGGGAGGGCGCCCAGAGAAGGUGCCCCAAGUGCCACGGCUCGGGCAUGGAGGUUCGCAUCCACCAGCUGGGGCCCAGCAUGAUCCAGCAGAUCCAGACCGUGUGCUCCCAGUGCCAGGGCCAGGGCGAGUGGAUCCGGCCCCGGGACUGCUGCCUCACCUGCAACGGCCGCAAGGUGGUGCGGGAGAAGAAGAUCCUCAGCGUGCACCUGGAUAAAGGCAUGAAGGACGGGCAGAAAAUCACCUUCCACGAGGAGGGGGACCAGGUGCCCGGCCUGGAGCCCGGGGACAUCAUCAUUGUCCUGGAUCAGAAGGAACAUCCUGUUUUCCGGCGCAGCGGCGACGACCUCAUUGUUAGGAGGGAGAUCAGCCUGGCAGACGCCCUGUGUGGGUGCAGGCAGGUGAUCCACACCCUGGACAACCGCACCCUGCUCGUGUCCUCCCCGCCAGGUGACGUGAUCCGGCCUGGGGACCUGAAGUGCAUCCCCAACGAGGGCAUGCCUGUCUACAGGAGCCCCUUCCAGAAGGGAAAGCUCAUCCUGCAGUUCGAGGUGAAGUUCCCCGAGCCCGGCUGGCUCCCCACGGAUCGCCUGCGGCAGCUGCAAGCCUUCUUCCCGCCGCAGGAGGAGGUGAUGGCCACGGAGGACACGGAGGAGGUGGAGCUCAGCGAUUACAGCGCUCACGGUGGGCCGGGCCGGCGGCCCUACACCGGGGAAGCCUAUCACGAGGAUGACUUCGAGGACGGGAUGAGGCAGCACGUUCAGUGCCAGACCUCAUAGCGGGGAGGGGAGCCCGGAGCCCCCUCCCCGGGGGCGGGGGCAGGGCCGGGGGCUGGCGGAGCCACCACGUUCAGGGAUGUACAUAGGGUCGCCUUUCCGACAGCACUUCACCUUCCCCGGCCCCCCGGGAGCCGGCAGAGCCCCCCUGCCCUGCCGGGUGAGACCCCUGCCCUGCCGGGUGGGACCCCUGCCCUGCCUCCAGCGCCGGGGCUGCCGCGGGCAGGGGGCUUGGGGGGCCGGUGGGCACUGGAGAGGAGGAGGAGGGGGUACCCGCUGCCCCUGCCUCAGUUUCCCCAUCUGCCGUGGUGGGGCUAAGCUUGUGCUGGAGGCAGUGUGGGGAGGAGGGGAAGUGCCCAGCCCCUCUGGGGGUGCCCCACUCCCAGCCCCACACUGGGGGGGUCCUGCUGCCCGGGCCCCCAGCUCCUUGCUUUGCCCGUUUCUUUCCUUACUGGAGCCUGGGAUGCAGAGGGGGUGGCUCUUUUCUCUUUGCACAGGACAGGAGGGGUUGGGGGGGACCCGUCCCUUCCCUUUAAUUUAUUUUUGGAAGAA
Molecule: messenger RNA, 1903 nt
Organism: Passer montanus (Eurasian tree sparrow)
Lineage: Eukaryota; Metazoa; Chordata; Aves; Passeriformes; Passeridae
Product: dnaJ homolog subfamily A member 1-like
Exons: 8
Coding region: 14-1354 (446 amino acids)
Biological process (GO): protein refolding; response to heat
Cellular component (GO): cytosol; cytoplasm
Molecular function (GO): ATP binding; Hsp70 protein binding
Source: RefSeq, a predicted model, not a curated record